AUGUCAAGGAAGCAAAGAAUGAAGAUUAGCGGCGCCGAAGAUGAAGACACCCUUUGUAGCACUGCGAUAUUAGGAAUAGCCUACCGACUAGAGGGGCGGUGGGAAGAGGCGGAGCAGCUCGAGCUGCAGGUCAUGGAAGCGAGCAAGACGAAAGUCGGCGCGGACCAUCCCGAUACGCUGGCGAGUAUGAAUAACCUGGCGUCGACAUUACAGAACCAGGGCCGAUGGGAGGAAGCGGAGCAGCUCCAGCUACAGGUUACAGAGAUAAGCAAGACGAAAGUCGGCGCGGACCAUCCCAAUACGCUGGCGAGUAUAAAUAACCUGGCGUCGACAUAUAGGAGCCAGGGCCGAUGGGAGGAGGCAGAGCAGCUCCAGCUACAGGUUACGGAGAUAAGCAAGACGAAACUCGGCGCAGACCAUCCCAAUACGCUGACGGGUAUGGCCAACCUGGCGUCAACAUAUAGGAGCCAGGGCCGAUGGGAGGAGGCAGAGCAGCUCCAGCUACAGGUUAUGGAGAUAAGCAAGAUAAAACUCGGCGCGGACCAUCCCGAUACGCUGGCGAGUAUGAACAACCUGGCGUCGACAUUACAGACCCAGGGCCGAUGGGAGGAAGCGGAGCAGCUCCAGCUACAGGUUAUGGAGAUAAGCAAGACGAAAAUCGGCGCGGACCAUCCCAACACGCUGACGGGCAUGGCUAACCUAGCUUUCACGUGGAAUUCUACAGGCCAGCAUGCUAAAGCAAUUGAUUUGCUUCGAACCUGCGUGCUCAAGCAACAACGAGUUUUAGGCCCAUCUCAUCCUCGUACUAUAUUGCACGACAAUACGCUGCUGGAAUGGGAAACUGCGCAUCUUGCUAUGAAGGCAUGA
Penicillium psychrosexuale is the source of this 867-nucleotide messenger RNA. RefSeq lists its product as uncharacterized. Lineage: Eukaryota; Fungi; Ascomycota; Eurotiomycetes; Eurotiales; Aspergillaceae. The record is from RefSeq and is a predicted model, not a curated record. Gene Ontology annotation, cellular component: kinesin complex. Bases 1 to 867 code for a protein of 288 amino acids. Gene Ontology annotation, molecular function: protein binding. The transcript has a single exon.